This is a messenger RNA of Hymenoscyphus albidus, 842 nucleotides long. Lineage: Eukaryota; Fungi; Ascomycota; Leotiomycetes; Helotiales; Helotiaceae. The record is from the annotation of a GenBank genome assembly.
AUGAAGUCAUACCCUGUAACGACUGGUGACAACGGGGCUUGGACUGGGACUUUGAUAUUUACGGAAGACAAAAUCGAAGCUUUGGUAGCGACUAUCAAAAAGCUUCAGAUCCCACCUGAAUUGGCAGUUUAUCUCUAUUAUGUAUCGUCGGGGCCUUCGGAUAAGACUCCAACAGUCAUAAUUAGUCCCUAUUAUACCGGAACCGAAGAAGCUGGCAAGAAGAUAUUUGCUCCUUUUUACGCCAUAGGUCCAAUUACAGAUACCACAGCAUGGCUACCAUAUCACAACUCGAAUGAUGGAAGCAAUUCAUUCUGUAUCAAGGGAGGACGAAAACCCGCAUUUGGUGUUGGCCUUGGCCAAACGGAUCCAGCUACUGGGAGAUCUGUUUGGAAUAGCCACAAGAAAUUCCUUCAAAAUCCGGAGGCCGCAAAUUCUGUCGUACUGGUCGAAGCUUAUUCCAUGGGUGCUGCAAGGAGUUUUAGCUUAUCUUCAUCCGCUUACGCCCAUCGCGACACCAUCAACUUUCAUGUGGCAGUAUUGCCAUGGUAUAAUAACUCAAGUUUCGAUAAGCAAGCUCUUGCUUGGGGAUCACAGAAUCGCGACCUUCUGCGCAGUACUGACAUGUUAGACAAAAACAGCACGUACGUAUUUCCUAUUUUUCACCAAAGUCCGGCUAUAUGUUCUGAAAGAAGCAGUCUAACAAACCAUGCAGGUAUAUCAACUUUGCGUUUGCUGACCCGUUGGAAACAAUCUACGGGACGAGUCUUGGUAGAUUGAAGAUCCUCAAGAAGAGGUACGAUCCAUUCAAUCGCUUCGGGCAAUACUUCUCUUUAGGAAAGUAA